This is a messenger RNA of Phascolarctos cinereus (koala), 1532 nucleotides long. NCBI's taxonomy places the organism in Eukaryota, Metazoa, Chordata, Mammalia, Diprotodontia, Phascolarctidae. The record is from RefSeq and is a predicted model, not a curated record.
UCCUCCUCCCCCUCCCCACCUCUCUGUCACUCCCACACUCCCACCCACCCAUUCAAGCUUCCUCCUCCAGACACCUGUGGAAGCCGUGGUGUUUCUGUCUGAGCAGCCACUUGUGUGUCUAUACCUUACAGGUGUUUGCUGUGGCAGAGUGACUCUAAGGAGGGGGGCUGGGUUCGAGGAGCCGCCUAGGUGCCUUCUGAUUGUGAGGGAGGGGCCCAGGUUGGGGCAGUCUGUGCGUGUGUAAUUUUUGGCACAAGUGUGGUCUGUGUUAGGUGAAGUCUUUCUGGUGAAACAUGUGCACGUGUGUCUUUGUGUGUGACGCCAUAGUUCCAGGAGCUCUGUGGAUCUCCCAAGAGGUCAUUGCCAUCUACCUGGCACCCAGCUGGUGGGCCCUUUGGACCUUGCAGGGUUUCAGCAGGGUGCAGGAGUAGAUCUGGACCGAGGUUACUGGACCCUUCCAGCUGACAUCCGAUCUGAAGAGCCUGCCCAGGCCUGGGUUGGGUUAUGGCCACCCCUCUGUCCCUCCAGGUCCCAGCUCCCCCAGAACAAAUUGGGUUCCUGAGCCCAAAGAUGGAGGAAAAUGACCCUGGGCCUCAGGGAUUCCUCCAAGGUGGGGACCAAUCCUUGACCAUCCUGCCUGGGAUGAUGGGGACCUGCCAGAGGCCACAGCGUCCAGAGCACAAGGAUUGGACCCAGAUUCUUGAGAAGAAAGCUGUGCUGUCUCAGGAUUUGCCCUUUCCUACAGAGGGGAGCACCGAGAAAGAGGGAAUGGAUGCUGGGCGGCCAACAGCCGGCUCUCAGGAGCCAGUGACAUUCAAGGAUGUUGCCGUGGACUUCAGCCAGGAUGAAUGGGGACACCUAGACACUGCCCAGAGGCACCUCUACAGGGACGUGAUGCUGGAGAACUACAGGAACCUGGUCUCGCUGGGGCUGGUCCGAGCCCAGUCUGAGGUGGUCUCUCACUUGGAACGAGGGGACGAGCCAUGGAGGCCGGAGAGAGGAGAGCUCCGAGGCACCCAUCCAGUGCAGUUAAUCCAAAGAGCUAAGAUGGGGGCUAGAUGGACCAGUCCACACAACAGCUGAAGUUUAGCCAAGACUCAGCAGAUGGCAUCGGUUCAGCACAGAAUCUGCAGAAGGGCCCAGGAAGAUGGCAGUGCAAUGGAAAACUCAUCCCCGCCAUGACUGCUAUCCCAGAGGGAGGAGCAGAAGGGAGCUAGGGACCCUUUGUCCUCUAUUCCUGGGACAACAGUGGACUAGGUUUGCCCUUGCUGGGCUUCCCAGAUGAAGCGUGAGGUGCUGCCAUAGCAAUAGCAGCUCACACUCUGCUCCUUGCCCUGUUUUCCCCAAACUACAAAAAUGAAGGUUGUCAAUGGAUUAACCGUCAGGGCAGUGUGAUACAUGGAUUGUCCACCAGGUGGCACUGCACCCUCAUCAUCUCCACCAUGUCUUGUUCGCACAUGUCUUCACUGUUUCUCCCGUUAGACUAUGAGCUCCUUGAGGGCGGGGGCCAUUUUUUUUACUUUUCUUUGUAU